Messenger RNA from Folsomia candida, 4083 nucleotides. It is a transcript of the gene chb, whose product is annotated as CLIP-associating protein 2. The record is from RefSeq and is a predicted model, not a curated record. Gene Ontology annotation, cellular component: cytoplasmic microtubule; microtubule organizing center; spindle microtubule. The transcript is spliced from 20 exons. Gene Ontology annotation, molecular function: microtubule binding. NCBI's taxonomy places the organism in Eukaryota, Metazoa, Arthropoda, Collembola, Entomobryomorpha, Isotomidae. Gene Ontology annotation, biological process: mitotic spindle assembly. Bases 462 to 3677 code for a protein of 1071 amino acids.
AAAACUGUUGUUGUCCCCUCACUUACUCAACCACGAACGAGCCUCCUCAAAACUCACCACACAAAAAUUAAUUAAAAUUACGACAUUCUUUUCUCAUUUCCAAAUUUCCUGUUGGUUGGUCAUGUAGUAUUUUUUCAAAAUUGGACGCACAUUAAAAUCUGACAUCUUCAGAGUUAUCAUAGUGGGAUAACGCAUGGUCAUGGUAAAAUGUUAGUUCUUCCCAAUUUCUAGAGAGGACUUCGUGCGACAUUUCUAAUCAAACUUUCCUAAAAUUUAAUACGUAAAUUUUAAAUAAAUAAAUAAAUAAAACAAUAAACAUAUUUGACGUUUAAACUUAACAGAUGGUUGGCCAGUGCCAGAUUGUUUUUCAUUUUUGUACGGAUUUUUUGUUGUAAAAGUAACCGAAUUCAAAUUUGAUAAUUUGUGUUGCAACAUACUUGACAUCAAAUUACUCGGGUACAAUGGUGGAUGUGACGGAUAGAAUGGGUUCUUCCUCCCGAUAUCGUGCCCCCAUGGUUCGAGAAGGUUCCGGUCUUUCCGGUUCCUCCAGUAUUGGCUCCUCCACAAUCAAAGAUUUAAGAACGAUUUUAAGUGAGACGGAACCUCUGAGUGGCGUUCUCACACCCAAAGAGGUGGACGAAGUGAUGCAAACAACUGCCAAAAUUGUGGGCGAUACAAAUAUCGAAUGGACAAAGAGACUGAAUAUGUUGAAGACAUUUCGGAGUUUAUGCUGUGAUCCAAGUCAUCAUGCUCAGAUUGUUGCGUAUUUGAGACACUUGGGCCCACCUCUUCAAAAUGCCGUCAAGGAUCUUCGGUCUCAACUGGGAAGAGAAGCCUGUAUCACAGUGGCUCACAUUGCAGAACAGUUGGGGACAAAAGCAGAGUUCCUGAUUGAACCCAUGCUUCCAGCGCUGUUCAGCUUGUUGGUGGCCAACGCCAAAGUCGUAUCCAUUAUGGGAUCUUCUACAAUUCUUCUAGUUUUCGAAUCUAUUCCAUCGUGGAGGCUGCUUCCUCCUAUUCAAUCACAAAUGUUGUCCAAGUCGAAAGAAGUCCGACGUGCCGUGUGUUCGUGUAUUCGGAUUGUACUGCAUCAGUGGCCUCCUCCAACUAUUCAGAGGCAUGCUCACAUCAUUAACGACAUUAUGAAAAAGGGGCUUGUUGAUGCUGACGCUGAAGCAAGAAAUAUUUCAAGAGACUGCUUCACUGCGUUCCAGCGGUUAUUUCCGGGACUUGCCAAAUCUAUUUUGGACUCACUUGAACCACUGCAAAAACGCCAAUUAUUAUCUAAUAUUAGUAUGCAGACAACGAAUUCUAGACCUAGUGCUCCUACUUUUUCAGCACAAAGAACUAACGGAACCCAUCAAACGCCUCAAACUUCGUCAUUGUCCAGACAGGGUUCUAUGAAGAAAACCGGAAUACCCGUUUUGGCUGCGAGAACAUCCCCUGCAAAAACGGCAACGCCUGGGCGUUCUACUUCUGCAAUUGACUUGCAAGCGGCGAAUCGUGCAAAGCAACACCAUUUUAGUACCCUUCGAACCCCUUUGCGGACAAUGGGAAGAACAAACUCAUCCAUGGCGUCUCCGUCGGUAACUCCAAUGCAUGGCAAUCUCACACACACACCAGUUGGCAUAUCUGCAAUGACUCCAACCAAUGCGUACAACAUGUCUGGAGGAAGUGGAACAAAUGAAAGAUCCCGUAACAGAAGUAGAAUUUCUCGUUUGUCCCACUCACAACCUGGAAGCAGAAGCAAUUCUCCCUCUUCAAAGUAUUCAUAUGCAACUUAUUCCUCACCAUAUGCUCAGCAAACCCAGCAUGAUGGACGAGAAUCUAAUUUACCAGUAUUGUCACCUCCUGGUAAGGGAGUUAGAAGAUACUCUGCAACUUCUUCCGCGUCUAGCAGUAGAGAUACUUCACCCCAAGGUCGCAUGAACGCUAGGCUCCGUUCUCGAUCAGUUACCCAAUCUCCUCAGAUUCUGAUUCCAUCCAGUGCUAACAGCACAACACGACUACUAAUGGCUUCGCGAGAAGCUGAGUCUGCGGUGGCGGAAGCGCUUAGAAGAGAAAUCUCCGAGUUUGAUUUUGGAAAUCACAGCGACAGUGAAGAUUCACUAACAUCUCAUCGCUCGUUUUUGUCAGAAACAUUCUCUCCACCAAUCACUAGUCGUCAGUUGUUCGUAGAGGAUAACGUGGAAGAGUUAAUUAAUAAAUGUGGCAGUGCUAAAUGGUCUGAACGGAAAGAAGGUCUCCUUGGAUUGCAAAACUAUUUGCAACGUCGAGGCUCCCUCCCUCAACAAUAUUUUAAUAGAAUUGGCCAAACGUUUUGUCGUAUAUUUAUGGAUGCGCAUACAAAAGUGCUCAGCCUUUUCUUGGAUGUUCUACAUGCCGUUCUAUAUAGACACGCCAAAGAUUUGGUCGAUUUUACGACAAUUUUAUUAAAUCGAGUCUUGACGAAGCUGGGCUCUGAUUUAUUAACUUCUGUUCAAACUAAAUUAACGAAAACUCUAGAAAUUAUAAUGGAUGAGAUGCCUGCAGACUUGCAAUUUUCUGCAGUUGCUCAUUAUCUUUGUGAUCCAACUCAAACUCCAAAUAGUAGAUCAAGAGUUGCAGCACUUUGCCAUCUAUAUAAUUUAUCAACAUUGGCAAUUUCUGUAAAAGUUGACGAGCUUCUGCAUCUUGUUGAAAAAAUACUAGAUUGGUGCGGCGAUGUACGAUCACCAGAAUUACGUCGAAUGUCACAGAAAGUAUUCCAUGCGCUAUUUGAUAUGGCUGCACCACAAAUGACCUUGGUCUUAGGAAGUAUGUCGCCGCAUAGACAAGAUCAAGCCAAGGCCAUUUUGAAAAAUCAUGUAACUAAUGAAGAUUCUCCUCGAAAAGUGAAGCCACCUCCUCCCGCUUUCGAUGAACGAGUUAAUAUAGGUGGAGAAUGGAGCGCCAUAAGUUCCGAAUUACAAUCUUUGAAAAUUAGCCAAAACGAAUUUGAGAAUGAUUUGAUGGCCGUCAUGACGCAAAUGUCUAUGAGCAAUGCAAACACCAAAGGAACCUUAGCUGCGCAGUUAUUGAUAGCGAUUAAGGAGUCAGAUGACGCCAAAUUAGUAGAGCAUCACAAGGAGGUGUUAAAAAUCAUAUUCGACACUUUAGCUGAGGUUACAAAGCCGUUGGACAAAGCAGUGUGCUUUUAUUGUUUGGAAGAGUUAUGUAAUCGAACUGUACUAGCGACCCACUUGGCUGCCUUUGCUGAACUUUUCAUUGUACGAGUUACCGACGUCCAGACUCCUCAAAUGGCUCGAGAGGUCACAAAGGCUGCAGAAAAUUGUGGCAUGUCUUUAGCCGUCAAUUUUCCCCCAGAAAUACUAGCACGAGCUCUAUGUCCAAUUGUGCAAAAUCGAGAGUUUCCAGUCAACCAGAUGGCUAUAAAAAUGCUACAACGAAUGUGUGAAAUUUGUGACAUUACUAAGCUUCGAUCAUUGUUUCCCGAUAUAAUUUCCACGUUAAUAAUAGCUUAUGAUCACCACGAUUCCGCAGUUAGAAAAGCUGCCGUAUUUUCAAUAGUUGCAAUUCACACAAGAUUGGGCACUGAUUUAGAUCCAUACCUCAGUUCUCUAAGCGGAUCGAAACUAAAACUUCUCCAACUUUACAUACAAAGAGCUCAGCAAGGUCAGACAGGAAAUGCGAGCUGAUUAUCAACUAUAAAAUCCAAACCCUGUCGAUAUCCGAGAAAAUAUCUGUCCAUGAAAUUGAGGAUGAGACGCCACAGAGGAGGAGACUUUACUUCUACCAUGUAAAUGCCAGAGAGUUGGCUUGACUUUUCGCUACCUGAUGAUUCAAGAUAUAAUAUAACUUCAAUCACCCGACUAAUAACUUAUAUAAAUAAUGAACUUGUAUUACCACUAUUAUUAUAAUUAAAAUACAACAAUAAUUGCUUACAAAUGUUUCUCAACUACCAAAAGUCACGUCGCCUGUUUUGCUUGAAAAUGUUUGCUUGUAUGUUAACAUAAUGUUAUAUAAUGUGUAUGUUGAAUUGUGCAAAUUCUAAACACCAACGGGCAACGAAAGAAAAUAAUAAAACACAAAUCUGACAUUAAA